AUGAAGGAUGGCGUCAGCGAUCUUGAUCUUCCGCUUGUGGAAAAUGAGGAUCCUGACUUACAUGACCCAGGCGACAACAGUUUAUAUCGAGCGAACGAGAAACGCGAGCGUCAGGGAAAGCCACUGAACUGUUGCGAGCACUGGGGCCCGGAGAGAAGAAAGCAGUUCUCCUACAAUCACGUCAACCACUACACCCUUAAGGACCACCACCUCCUGCCAUUCAUCAAAUACGGUUCAGGUUUAUCCGACGGCGCAAACAUCCACAAGGUUCAUGGCGGGUUCUCGCAAGUCUUUUUUGUGCAUAUCCACCCAGAGCACCAUGAAUUCGACGACGACGACCUGGAUGCCGAGCGGGGAUUUGCUGUGAAGCAACUGACAGACGAAGGCCAUCAUGCGAAUGAAAAGUUCAAGAAAGAAGUCAACAUGCUGAAGAAGUUCACGGGGGACGGGGCCCAUUCACAUGUGGUGUCUGUCCUAGCGACGUACGAACAGUUUGGGAGAUUUCAUCUAAUCUUUCACCGAGCCAACGGAGACUUAUUCAAUUAUUGGAAACGAAUUUGCCCGUCUCCAAAGUUUGAUUAUGCUACCGUUGUCUGGGUGGCCAAACAGCUUGCGGGACUGGCGGACGGCCUUUACCGCUUUCAUAGGCAUUACACGACUCCCAAGACCUCAGAGGCAGACCAAUCAUCGGAAGACACCAAUGAGAAGGACCACAAGAACCGGCCCAAGGACAUAUUUGAAGAAAACAUUCUGACAGGAACGAAAUGUACUCGAUUCCAGGGUGAUCAAUUACCUCACACAACCAACAAGGCGGCCCGUCCGACUCAAGAAGACUUGAUAACGCAGUACGGCCGUCACGGUGACCUCAAGCCGGAGAACCUUCUCUGGUUCCCACACAGAGGCGACGAGAAAGGAAUUCUGAAGAUAAUCGACUUUGGCCAAGCAGAACUUCACUCGGAGAACAGCAAAACGUAUCGUCAGAGCCGUGGCAUUGAUACCUUGACUUACCGACCACCGGAGGGUGAGAUACAGCCGCUGAUGAUGCGUCAGUCCAGUGAUAUAUGGUCGCUUGGCUGUAUCUAUCUUGAGUUCGUCACUUGGAUGUUCGAUGGGGCCGAAGGCGUGCAAUCGUUCAAGACUUCGCGGCUAUCAUAUGAUCCCCAUCUUCGUAUGAAGUCAGAUAAGUUCUUCGAAUGUGUGACAGUGAGUGGAUUUGAACAUGACGGCGCUCAGUUGAAGCAUUCUGUCUCAAAGCACAUCGAGGAUCUGGCAUCACGUGCAGACUGCUCAGAAUACUUCAAAGACGUUCUCGGAUUGAUUCGCGACAUGCUUGUCAUUGAGCCAAGCGAGGAUCAUCCACCUCCUAACCGACGCAAAUGCUGUGGAGAGGUGCGCAACUUCCUCGAAAAGGCAUACGAGAAGUGUCUUAAGACAAGAUCUUACGCGAUGGGUGGUUGA
Colletotrichum karsti is the source of this 1458-nucleotide messenger RNA. Its product is annotated as protein kinase domain-containing protein. NCBI's taxonomy places the organism in Eukaryota, Fungi, Ascomycota, Sordariomycetes, Glomerellales, Glomerellaceae. Gene Ontology annotation, molecular function: protein serine/threonine kinase activity; ATP binding. Gene Ontology annotation, biological process: peptidyl-serine phosphorylation; peptidyl-threonine phosphorylation. The record is from RefSeq and is a predicted model, not a curated record. The coding region runs from base 1 to 1458 and encodes 485 amino acids. The transcript is spliced from 3 exons.